AGAGCGAGCAGCAGAAGAAAAAGGAGCAGUCUACUUGGGAGAGAUCAACAAUAACAGCAAGAGCGAGCAGGGUAAGAGAAGCAAAAGGAGCAGACGCAUUGCGAGAGAGAAACAAUAACAAAUAACAACUACAACAGCAAGUGUAAGAAGAAGAAGGAGCAACAGAAGCAAAGGCUUCGUUGACAUAAGAGUAAUCGCUAUCGUUAUCGGCUGAUGAUGGCCACUGGCAGCAAGGAGAUGCCAGACCAUCGAAAGCGCAACACCUUCACCAGCUAUGUGGCACCUCAGCCGGGAGAUGUGCGCGCCACAGCAUCGACAAAUGAAUGGUGUCUGCCCAGCGAUCUGCGUGAUGUGCAUCUGGCAACGCCGCGUCUAUUAAAUGGCGAACAGAUUGUCGCCUCCGCUCCCGCCUACAUGUAUACGAACAUAGCAAGCAAGCAGGCUGGCAACUCCACAAGUAACUCGAGCAAUGGCAACACGCACAGUGGCAACACUAGCAGUGACAGUUACAAGGACUCCACGUUCGGACUGCUGAGUGUGACCAACUUUAAGCUUAGCUUUGUGGCCUUACGUGCCACACUACGUGCCACAGCCGUCAGCAGUAGUGAUCUGUACCAGGAGAAUGCACAACUGGGACGCAAUGAGGUCACGCUCAAUAAUAUAGAUCAGAUUUAUACCAUUGCGGAGCAGGGAAGAGCGGCGAGUGCACUGCAGGCGGCGAGAUUGGCCAGCGGAGCGGGCGGUGGCAAGGGAAAGGGUGGCGGUGGUACGCCCAGCGGCAGGCGGAAGAAACUGGAGCCGGCCAAGCAGCAUAAUCUGAAUGGACGCAUUGUGGCACUGCAUAUUAUCUGCAAGAACUUUAGGCUCUUAAAAUUCGCCUUCCAGCAGCAGGAUUCCAAGCUGAGCGGUGCCAGUGAUUACGGUAAAUUAAUAGCCUCCGCCUUGGUAAGAUUCGCAUAUCCGAUGCGACAUGAUCUGAGCUUUGCCUAUGUCUAUAAAGAACCCUAUUACUCGGUGUAUCUGGGCGUCAUAAGCAUGUAUAACAGCAAAAAUGAUUGGGCCCGCGAGCUGAUACGUUGUGGCGCCACCGAGUGGCAGGUAGUGAGCUCCACGGCGGUACCGCAGCUGCAGAACCGUUUGCAGGCGGGCAAGUACAGUUUACCGCCGCACUUUGUCAUACCCAAGUGCUGUGAUAUCGAUAGGUUUCUGCAGUUGUCCUUGGCCUUUUGCGAUUCCCGUGCCGCCUUUUGGGUGUACAGUUACGGCCGUCAUGCGGCCUCGCUGGUACGCCUGGCGGAACUACAGCCCGCUUCCGCGCAGGAUACCAAAAUGGAGAACAUUAUGUUGGAGUUGGUGCGCAAAUGCGAUGAGCGUAAAAAGUUGAAGGUUUUGCGGCUGACGGAACAGCUGCCGUGUAAGGAGGAUGUACAGCGUGCCUAUCUCAAGUUACGGCGUCUCUGCACGCCGGAAUCGGCGGAAAAGUUUAUGCUGCAGGAUGACAAGUUUUUGGGUUUGCUGGAGAAGACCAAUUGGUUGUUGUAUGUCUCGCUCUGUCUGCGUCAUGGCAGCGAAGCCGCCGCCACAUUGCGUGCCGGAGUCACCUGUGUACUGCAGGAGUCCAACGGACGGGAUCUGUGCUGUGUGGUCAGCAGUCUGACGCAGUUGCUGCUCGAUCCGCAUUUUCGCAGUCUGGAUGGUUUUCAAUCGUUGAUACAAAAGGAAUGGAUUGCCUUGGAGCAUCCGUUUCAGCGGCGUCUGGGACAUGUGUGCGUGGCAGCGACCUCUGGCGGCGAGCGGGAGCAAUUGGAUAGCGAACAGAGUCCGGUGUUUCUGCUAUUUUUGGACUGCGUGUGGCAGCUGUUGCAACAGUUUCCGGAUGAGUUUGAGUUCUCGCAAACGUAUUUGACCACUUUGUGGGAUGCGUGCUUUAUGCCCAUCUUUGAUACCUUCCAGUUUGACAGUCAGGCGCAACGUACUGCCGCCGUCAAUGAGGGACGUCUGGUGCUGCGUCCUGUAUGGGAUUGGGGUGAACAGUUCUCGGACAAGGACAAGAUGUUCUUCAGUAAUCCUCUGUAUCAGCGACAGCGCGGAGAUUGUGGUUUACCCGGCAAUCAAAGACGCUCUCUGGCGUUGGGUGGCGGCAACAAGCUGCUAUCGGUAGCAGGAGCGAGUGUGGCAACGGGAUCCUCCCGCUAUACCAUCAAUCCGCAGCUGUUUGCCACACAAUCCAGCGUGCCACAGGAUCGCUAUCUGGAGCCAGCACAUCGCAUCCUGGAUCUCGGCGUGUGGGAGCAGUGUUACUACCGCUGGAUGCCACUGCUGGACAUACGGGGUGGAGGAGCGGCUCAGGUGGAUCUCUUUCAUCGUCUGCUCCUAAGUAACAUUGCCAAGCUGCAGCGCUGUCUGGACAUGCAGAGCUUUGAGGAGUUGCCAGAUGCCUUCUAUGAUGCACUCGGCGAACAGCGUCCCCAAAAACCGGAGCAACCGGAUCCACAACAGGAGCGGGAACCAGCUGUGGAAUAUGUGGAUGGUGUGGAGCGACGUCGCAAAUCGCUGCCGUCUGGCAACGCUGGCAACUCAACGAACAACGGUCUGCAUGCGGUGAAUAACGGUCCCUUGCAGCUAUCGACGCUCUCUUCGUUCUUUCCAUUCGGCAAUCCGAUUGCAGGCGAUGCGCCGCACGAGCUUUACGAUCUACUGAGCAGUAGCAGUGAGCUUUUGUUAGACACCUCUUCCAUUUUGGACAAGUCAUCGAUGGUGUGAUCGAUCGAUAACGAUUGUCAACACAACUCGUUACGGCACACGAAAUUCGUUGCUGUUUUUUUUAAAAAGCUGAACUUUAGAAGUAUUACAGACUUACUUUUAUAUAUAUACGAAAAAAAAAAUAUAUAUAUAUAUAUACGUA
This is a messenger RNA of Drosophila innubila, 2905 nucleotides long. RefSeq names its product myotubularin-related protein 10-B. NCBI's taxonomy places the organism in Eukaryota, Metazoa, Arthropoda, Insecta, Diptera, Drosophilidae. The transcript has a single exon. Bases 214 to 2763 code for a protein of 849 amino acids. The record is from RefSeq and is a predicted model, not a curated record.